Molecule: messenger RNA, 1740 nt
Organism: Colletotrichum higginsianum IMI 349063
Lineage: Eukaryota; Fungi; Ascomycota; Sordariomycetes; Glomerellales; Glomerellaceae
Exons: 5
Coding region: 1-1740 (579 amino acids)
Source: RefSeq, a predicted model, not a curated record
AUGGAAACGCGGCAGGCAUUCAGAAGGCUUGGUGUCGAUCUUCAAAACCCGGCGCGUUGUGAUCUCGAAUACGUCUUCGACGUAGCAAAGGCUGCUGUCGAGAAACGGGAUGGCACAGGUAGCCUGCGGGCUUGCAAAGAAUUCGCCCGCAGCUGUCUCAAGAACGCAAACAGGCGAGACACGGCUCUGGGUGCAAUCAUGUCCAUGAUCCCUGGAGACAUCUAUGGUUCCGUCCUCUCUGGUGGCGUCAUGACAAUUUUGGCAGUUGCCGAUGUGCAUGAGAAACGAAGGCAAGCCGUUGAAGACGCUCUGGCUUCUAUACCCAAAAAGCUGGCCAUGGUUCAGAGACUCUCCGAUGUUCACGUGAAAUCAGAACUCCUCCACGAGAGAGCUGAUGGAGUCUUGGUUGCUAUCUUUGUUGUCCUGGAAGAGAUUGUCAAUGAUUUGACCAUGGAUUGGACAGCCAAGAUGAAAUCAAAGAUGAAGUUCGGGGCCGAGGAUCGGAUCUCCAAUGCGUUGUCCUCUCUGGACGAGAGUUUGUCCGAGUUCGAAGCAGAGUUGAACAUCUGUACCCAGCAUCGGUUUGGUCGAAUGCAUGAAGCAUUGAUUGCUCAAGAGAAGAACAUCCAGAAAAUUCUAGACAUAGCAAAUGCCUUUGCCGCAAAUCUCAGUGAAAAGUCUUCCGACACGGCAGUUCAACAGUUCCUGGAGAAGCAAUUUCUCAACGCCUUGACGAUUUCGUGCGCUAGCGACUCGAACUUCGACACAAUCAACGGCGGGCUCCGACUGCCGCCAGCUUUAGCCGUUCAAUUGACCCAGGACAGCGAGGGAGGAGAUGGCCAGGUAAACGACACCAGUGAUGUUUUGCAGAAAAACAAACAGAUCGUCGACCAAUGGCUCGAAUCAAUCGGGGAAUUCGACCCCAGUCCAGAGGCACACGUCAAAGAAUGCAUCCGCGCCGGUCUCGGCCAACUGAGGCUCGAUGACCGAGAAAAGAGCGAGUGGAUCAUGUCUUCUGAUGAAUUUCGCAAUUGGAUGCGCCUCGACAAGUCGAACAUUCUCAGUAUCAGAGCCGAAGAGGCGCCAGAUGGCUUGUUUCACCCUUUCUGCUUCACAGCUGCCCUGGUCAGCGAGAUACUCCGGAAGUCGACCGGCUACCCUGUCUUGUCUUUCUUCUGCGGCUUGCGGACAAAUGACUCGUUUGACACCGUACUAUGCGGUCCCAAUGCGGUCGUCAAGAGUCUCAAUGGCCAGCUCUUACAAUUCUGUCUGCAAAAGCGGCCCGGAGUCGACCUAUCCUCACUCGAUCGACGAAAAAAGAACUUGAUAAAAAAGUCUACCAAGAAAGUGGAAUACGGCAUGAGGCUUUUCCGCGGUCUGCUCGAGUCACUAGAAGACAAGGACGUCGUGUACGUAAUCCUUGACUCCUGGUCGCGGUUGCUCGGGUCGAGGGAGGAAGCAGAUGAUGUGAUCAAGGGGCUGCGUCAGACGGUCGAAGACUUGCCCAACCUGGUGAUCAAACUGCUUGUACUCGACGCCCUGGCUUCGGACCCCGUGCACGAAUUGGCAUAUUCGUUGCUCUAUGUCCCCGAGGAGAUCGACGGUUGGAAGAACAAUGUGCAAUUAAGCCAGUUGGAGCAAAGCAAUCUGAACCUGGUCAAGAAGCUCGAAGAUACACGUCGCAGGGAAAGCGAGGACAUGGCCGAGUCGGAUUCGGAAGACUCGGACGACAGCCGGUAA